Molecule: messenger RNA, 1467 nt
Organism: Nicotiana attenuata
Lineage: Eukaryota; Viridiplantae; Streptophyta; Magnoliopsida; Solanales; Solanaceae
Product: acyl-protein thioesterase 2-like
Exons: 9
Coding region: 395-1165 (256 amino acids)
Molecular function (GO): hydrolase activity
Source: RefSeq, a predicted model, not a curated record
AUUCUCUUUAAACGCUGCAAUUGUAUAGCUCUCUGCUUCUUGACUUGAGGGGAAAAAAUGGACGGAUAAAUUUUUGUGCUCUGUUUUGAUUCUUUCUCUUUUCCUCUGUUCAAAAGAUUGCUUGCUUUUUCCUUUGCCUUUUGCCACUCCUUUUCAUGGAUGCCCUUUAUUUCUUUAUCAGUUUCUAGGCACAAUGUGUAGCUGGUUCACACAUAGUUAAGUUUUUUUCUAUUUUCUGCAUAUUCACAUGCCUUAUUCUAUUUUGGACCUACUCUUUUGGGUAUAAAUAGGGAUUACUGGCUUGGCUUGUCUUCAUUGCAGUACCAUUUCUCACUUCACUGGUGAAGCUGGUCUUUGGGUUGGGGGUGUGUGCUAAAGUUGCAUUUCAGAUAUCAUGAGUUAUUUAAACCCUUCAACUGGCUCUGGAAGUAGAACUUCUAGAAUGACAUUUGAAUUUGGGAGGACAUAUGUAGUGAGGCCCAAGGGAAAACACCAGGCUACAAUAGUCUGGCUGCAUGGCCUUGGUGAUAAUGGCUCCAGUUGGUCCCAACUUUUGGAAAGCCUACCCCUUCCCAAUAUCAAAUGGAUAUGUCCAACAGCGCCAACUCGUCCUGUAGCUAUACUUGGUGGAUUUCCUUGCACUGCAUGGUUUGAUGUGGGAGAACUUUCUGAUGACGGUCCUGAUGAUCUUGAAGGGUUAGAUGCUUCAGUUGCACAUAUUGCGAACCUAUUGUCAACUGAACCUGCUGAUGUUAAACUUGGAAUUGGAGGCUUCAGCAUGGGUGCAGCCACUGCACUCUACUCGGCAACUUGCUUUGCACAAGGAAAAUAUGGAAAUGGAAACCCUUAUCCGGUCAUCUUAAAGGCUAUCAUAGGUCUAAGCGGCUGGCUUCCAGGUUCAAGGAACGUGAGGAACAAGAUUGAAGGAUCACUUGAGGCUGCAAGACGUGCUGCAUCUUUACCUAUUCUACUCUGUCAUGGAAUGUGCGAUGAAGUAGUCCCUUACAUAUAUGGAGAGAGGUCUACUCAUGUCUUGAGCUCAGCUGGAUACCGGAAUCUUGCAUUCAAAAAAUAUGAUGGGCUUGGUCAUUACACAGUGCCAAAGGAAAUGGAUGAGGUCUGUAAUUGGUUAAGUGCAAGACUUGAACUUGAGGGUUGCCGAUGAUAAACGCAGUCAAGAGUUUCAUGAUUGAAGUAUUGAGUGAGUGAGGGAAAAUGCAUGAAGAAGCAAUAAUAUGGGAGUACACACAGUUUUUAUGUAGUUAAUUAUAUGCGUUUGGUGAAUUCUAGGACCUUAGACUUCCAGUUUUGACUCGAUAAUGUGCUGCAAAAUAAAGUUUUGGAUGUGUUUCUUUUUUCAUCACUUGUAGACACCACCUGGAUAUUCUUUUUUCCAAUUCCUCUCAUAAUUUUGGAGUCAUUGUACCAUGAUGUAUCAAUAUUAAUGGAUAUUAUGCCUAUUGUGUA